UACCCAGAGACCCAAUUCGCAGAGCAAACGCAGAAUGAAAUACUGAAACAACAUUCAAUGCAAGCUGGAAAGAGAGAGAAGGAAGGGAGAGAUUUACAGCAGAGUUUGAUUCUUUCAUGAACGUUGCAUUGUUAGAAUCUAUCUCUGAAUUGGGUUUCCUCCUCUGAUGUCGUCCACGGCUUUUCUGUGUUCUUCGAUGUGGGUGAUAGGAGAAGGGAUUCUGUGAAUGAAAUGACGAUGUGAGGAGAAGCAGCGAAGUGAGUAUUUGUAAGAAUGAGCAAAGAAGGCGGUGGCGUGACGAAAGCCUGGGAAGCAACGGUUAGGAAGUCACAAGCGGCUGUGAGAAGGCGAGGGACGAGCUUUUUCACAGCAAUGUCAGUAGCCCAUGUCGACGACGACGACGGAGGUGAUGGCGCCCCCGGCGAGGUCUACCACGCAGAGCGAGUCCUCUCCAAUGGCGACUUCUACACAGGCCAGUGGUUAGAGAACGUCCCUCACGGCCAUGGCAAAUACUUAUGGACCGAUGGGUGCAUGUACGUUGGCGAAUGGUGCAGAGGCAAAACCAUGGGCAAGGGCAAAUUCAGUUGGCCUUCAGGGGCUACCUAUGAAGGCGAAUUCAAGGGCGGUUACAUGGAUGGUAAAGGCACCUACACGGGCUCAAGCGGUGACACCUAUAGAGGUUCAUGGGUCAUGAACCUCAAGCAUGGCCAAGGCACCAAGCAUUACGCCAAUGGCGAUUACUAUGAUGGUGAGUGGCGCCGUGGCCAACAAGAUGGGCAUGGCAGGUAUCAAUGGAAGAAUGGCAACCAUUAUAUUGGACAGUGGAAGAAUGGUGUGAUUUAUGGCAAUGGAACUCUGAUUUGGGCUAAUGGGAAUCGAUAUGAUGGGUUUUGGGAAGAUAGCUUGCCUAAAGGGAAUGGUACUUUUAGGUGGAUCGAUGGGAGCUUCUAUGUGGGUACAUGGAGUAAGGACCCGAAAGAACAGAACGGGACUUAUUAUCCUUCCGCAGCCUCACCGACCGGGAAUUUCGAUUGGGAUCCUCAGAAUGUGUUUUCUGUUGAUUUGAGUGAUUGUAAGAUUUGUCCUGGUGAGAAGGUUUCGAUUUUACCCUCCCAGAAGGUGCUGAAUUGGGCUGGAAUUGAGGCGGAUCUCUUGCAGAAGCAGCCGACAUGGAAGUUAAAAAAUGUCGAUGCCGGAGGAAAGCCAAGGAGGAUGUCCGUCGAUGGCAGGAUCAAUAAUGUCGGCGGAGAUAAGGGGUUUGAUAGGUUCUGUAUUUGGGAAUCAGAUGGGGACAUUACUUGUGAUAUUAUUGAUGCAAAUCAGAUGGGAGGGAGAGAAGUGGAGGAUGGGUUGGGGGCUCUCCAGCUUGAAGAUACAGAGACCUGGGGAACAAAGGUACAGACUCCGAGGUUGCUACCCAGGGAAAUGAAGAAGCAGGGUCAGACAAUUUCUAAGGGGCAUAAGAAUUAUGAGCUCAUGCUCAAUCUGCAGUUGGGGAUCAGGCAUUCCGUGGGAAAACCUGCACCAGCUACAUCCCUUGAUCUGAAAGCUUCAGCAUUUGACCCCAAGGAAAAAGUCUGGACAAAGUUCCCUACUGAGGGAAGCAAACAGACGCCGCCACACCAAUCUUGUGAAUUCAAAUGGAAGGAUUAUUGUCCUUUGGUUUUCCGGACUCUGCGAAAGUUGUUUAAGGUGGAUGCAGCUGAUUAUAUGCUAUCUAUAUGUGGAAAUGAUGCACUCCGGGAGCUUUCAUCUCCUGGUAAAAGUGGAAGCUUCUUUUAUUUGACCAAUGAUGACCGUUACAUGAUAAAGACAAUGAAGAAGUCAGAAGUAAAGGUACUUCUAAGGAUGCUUCCAGCCUACUAUAAUCAUUUUCGGGCUUUUGAAAAUACUUUAGUUACCAAAUUUUUUGGUUUGCAUUGUGUAAAAUUAACUGGGGCUACUCAGAAGAAGGUUCGCUUUGUUAUAAUGGGAAAUCUUUUCUGUUCUGAGUACCCCAUUCACAGGCGCUUUGACUUGAAAGGGUCGUCCCAUGGCCGUAUAACAGAUAAACCUGAAGCAGAGAUUGAUGCAAAUACAACUCUCAAGGACCUGGAUCUUAACUUUAUAUUUCGACUGCAGAAAGCAUGGUACCAAGAACUUCACAGGCAAGUGGAUCGGGACUGUGAGUUUCUUGAACAGGAAAGGAUUAUGGAUUACAGUCUCUUGGUGGGCCUUCACUUCAGAGAUACAACAUCAUACACUAGGGACCAAGCAAAUGAGGGUCGUCUCUCUGGAGUUCGAACCCCUACUGGUAAUGGUGACACUGAUGGUGAGUCUGCAGUUCCCCGUCUUUCGAGAGUAGACAUGGAUCAGCUUCUCCUUGAUCCCAGCCGGUGGGCAACCAUCAGAUUGGGUUUGAACAUGCCAGCAAGGGUUGAACAGACUAAAAGAAGUGAUUUUGAAACUCUGGUUGGAGAGCCAACAGGAGAGUUCUAUGAUGUGAUCUUGUACUUUGGUAUCAUCGACAUACUACAAGACUAUGAUAUCAGCAAGAAGCUUGAGCAUGCAUACAAAUCCUUCCAGUAUGAUCCAACCUCAAUAUCAGCUGUUGAUCCACGACUAUAUUCAAAACGCUUCCGUGAUUUUAUAUUCAAAAUAUUCACAGAAGAUACUUGAAGAGUCGGCUUAAAGCAGCUUGCAAACUUUGCAUAUGUAUUGAUUCGGUGCCUCAUUUUACCAGCCGGGGCAUGCCAAGUGCUUGUGCUUGAGGGUCAAUGUAUAGUCAGUCUUAUUGGCAAUGCGCUCACCGCCCAAAAGGUUGCCAUUGUGGCCAUUGACAUGGCCCUUGGAGGAUCAGUUGUGGCUGCCAGAGUUGCAUGCUGGAUAAUUUGUCAUUGCUUCUGUCCAUCACUCCCUCUAUAUUAUUCUGGUAUGUAGUAUGUUUUGGUAAAGGUAUAGACUAACUUCAUAACCUGGAAAUGUGCAAGUCAAUUCAAAUUGUAAAUGAAUAUCCCUGAGGGUAAACUUGUACCGGGAGGAAUUCUUUUUGUACCAAAUUUUUUGUUUUGGUCUCAGAAGAUGUAGAGGAGUCUCUGGGAUUUUGCACUCAAUAAAAAUGUACAGAGGAGAAUUGGAAUUGAA
Telopea speciosissima is the source of this 3123-nucleotide messenger RNA. Its product is annotated as phosphatidylinositol 4-phosphate 5-kinase 6-like. The record is from RefSeq and is a predicted model, not a curated record. The transcript is spliced from 8 exons. The coding region runs from base 274 to 2658 and encodes 794 amino acids. Lineage: Eukaryota; Viridiplantae; Streptophyta; Magnoliopsida; Proteales; Proteaceae. Gene Ontology annotation, molecular function: 1-phosphatidylinositol-4-phosphate 5-kinase activity; ATP binding. Gene Ontology annotation, biological process: phosphatidylinositol metabolic process.